UCGCGUUUUAAUUUGUGAACUUGAUCGUGAAAUCGAAUCGAAGUGUGCGGUUGCCGAAAAAAGGACUUAGUGAAUUGUGUGAUAGUGAAGAUAGUUUGCAAGUGAACUUUUAAUGGCUACGUUGGUUCGAAGCAUGGCAUUGGGACAGAAUAUUUAUAUACCAAAUGGAUCACCGAUCGGCCAGCAGACACCGGUAAAUCCUUACCGCAAGCGACCGAUAAUUCCAUCUUCAAUAAGUGUUGGAGGCGGACUCCAGCUGGGAUCCUUUAAGGAUCGUCCGAUUGCAUCCAAAAAAUAUUGUGCUAUACCGUACGCGGUCACUCCUCAACAGACGGUUUCGAUACAACGUCGCAACGCACGGGAGCGGAAUCGCGUGAAGCAGGUCAACAACGGAUUCGCUAAUCUACGCCAGCACCUUCCUUCGACUGUAGUUACCGCUUUGACCAACGGUGGCCGUGGUCCACAUAAAAAACUUAGCAAAGUAGACACACUGCGAGUAGCGGUGAAAUAUAUUCGAAGUCUUCAGCGUGUACUGGAAGAAGACAUUGAAAAUAAUGGCGAGUCUCCAAAAACGAACUUACAAGCUUUAUCACCGGUUUCCUACUACGGAUCGAUGUCUGAAACAUCGACCUCAUCUUCGCCGGCACCCUCGCAGUUGUCGGAAUAUUCGAGCUACAGCAGCCAACCGGAGAUUGGCACCUUCAAGCGGGAGCCUUACGAUGGAUAUUCAGCCACAAGUGUUUCUACGGAUUCCGUGCCUCCGCUGCCCAGUAUGACAAGUUUUAGUACCAGUGGAAUAUCCGGCACCGUUACUUACUCUCAGCCGAUACACCAUGUAUAUAAAGCUCAGCAGCAACUGAUCGGGUAUCAUCACGGGGAGCUGAGUCCUCAGAAUACCGAUGAUGAGGAACUGUUGGACGCGAUCUCCUGGUGGCAGCAGCAGCAGUAG
This is a messenger RNA of Topomyia yanbarensis, 949 nucleotides long. Its product is annotated as achaete-scute complex protein T3-like. Bases 113 to 949 code for a protein of 278 amino acids. Lineage: Eukaryota; Metazoa; Arthropoda; Insecta; Diptera; Culicidae. Gene Ontology annotation, biological process: regulation of neurogenesis; neuron differentiation; sensory organ development. The transcript has a single exon. The record is from RefSeq and is a predicted model, not a curated record. Gene Ontology annotation, cellular component: RNA polymerase II transcription regulator complex. Gene Ontology annotation, molecular function: protein dimerization activity; RNA polymerase II transcription regulatory region sequence-specific DNA binding; DNA-binding transcription factor activity, RNA polymerase II-specific.